This is a messenger RNA of Chaetomium strumarium, 1592 nucleotides long. Its product is annotated as peptidase M24, structural domain-containing protein. Bases 71 to 1402 code for a protein of 443 amino acids. Gene Ontology annotation, biological process: proteolysis. Gene Ontology annotation, molecular function: metalloaminopeptidase activity. Gene Ontology annotation, cellular component: cytoplasm. The record is from RefSeq and is a predicted model, not a curated record. The transcript is spliced from 4 exons. Lineage: Eukaryota; Fungi; Ascomycota; Sordariomycetes; Sordariales; Chaetomiaceae.
UGUUGGUCGUUGAACCCUCCAAGUUCAUCGCUUUUCCUCUCCAGCUGAUUUUUAGUACAGAGCCUUCAAAAUGGCGGCCCAAGCCCCUACUGAAGAGCUCAACCAGUUGAGUGUCGAAGACGCCGGGAGUAAACCGAAGCCAGAUGCGUCUGCCACCAGCAACGGCAAUCUAAAUCAUGACAGCGAUGACUCCGAGGAUGACGCUGAAGACCCUGCCGCCGCCGGCGGUGAGGGCGGUGCCGCUAAGAAAAAGAAGAAGAGAAAGCCCAGGAAGAAGAAGAAGAACCCAAAGCAACAGUCGGACCCUCCGCGAGUCCUGAUUUCGCAGCUGUUUCCGGACAAGAAGUACCCGAAGGGCGAGGAGGUUGAAUACGUGAACGAGAACCGCUACCGCACGACCAGCGAUGAGAAGCGCCAUCUCGACAACCUUAAGAGCGAGUUUGUUAACGACUACCGCCAUGCCGCUGAAGCUCAUCGGCAGGUUCGGCAAUGGGCGCAGAAGAAUAUCAAGCCCGGACAAACGCUGACCGAGAUCGCCGUGGGUAUUGAAGACGCCGUUCGCGCCCUGACUGGCCAUCAAGGACUCGAGGAGGGCGAUGCUCUGGUCGCCGGCAUGGGGUUCCCCACCGGCCUUAGCAUUAACCACUGCGCAGCGCACUACACGCCCAACGCGGGCAACAAAAUGGUUCUGCAGGACGACGACGUGAUGAAAAUCGAUUUUGGUGUCCACGUGAAUGGCAACAUUGUCGACAGCGCGUUUACCAUGGCCUUCAACCCCCGCUACGAUCCACUCCUGGAGGCCGUGAGAGCUGCCACCAACGAGGGCAUCAAGCAGGCCGGCAUCGAUGCUAGACUCGGUGAAAUCGGCGGCGCCAUCCAGGAAGUCAUGGAGAGCUACGAGGUCGAGAUCGACGGAACGACUUACCCGGUCAAGUCAAUAAAGAACCUGAACGGGCAUACCAUCCUUCCGUACAACAUCCACGGCACCAAGAGCGUGCCAAUCGUGAAGAGCAACGACACGACAAAAAUGGAGGAGGGCGACGUCUUCGCCAUUGAGACAUUCGGAAGCACGGGUCAGGGGUUCGUGCGUGAGGAUGGAGAAGUAUCGCACUACGCAUUACGAAGCGAUGCCCCGAAGGGCGACCUUCGUCUGACCUCAGCCAAAUCGCUGUUGAAUGUCAUCAAGAAGAACUUUGGCACACUGCCCUUUUGCAGGCGAUACCUGGAUCGUUUGGGGCAGGAUAAGUAUCUGCUUGGGUUGAACAACCUUGUCUCGAACGGCAUCGUCGAGUCGUACCCGCCGCUGGUCGAUAGAAAGGGCUCCUACACGGCCCAGUUCGAGCAUACCAUCCUCAUCCGGCCUACCGUAAAGGAGGUUAUUAGCCGUGGAGAUGACUACUAGUGGAACUGUCUGAAUAGGAAUCGGGUUGCGCUAGUCUUCUCCCUGUCGCGGCGUAAAGCUGUUGACACAAGUUUGGUUACGCAAAUGGAGUUGAUACUAUGUCAACUGGCUCUACUUGAGGCACAUCUACACUCAAACAAAACAAUUGAUUGAAUUCCGAGGGUCGUGGCAGUCGGAUGGUACGAAUCCG